AUGACCAUGCCUACCUUCAAGCUAUCCCGAAGGUUCUUCAACUUGCAAGUCAAAAGUGAUGGUGGUCACGACAAGCAGGCUGCGCCCUCGCUGACCGCUCGAUCUCCAUCGACCCACGAAACCACAACAGCUCAGCAGCAGCCACAUGGACAAGAAGUACGAAGAACCGGAUCUAUCAAGUUCAAGCAAAGCAACGGUUUCCUCUCCCUGCCAGGCGAAGUCCGGAACCUCAUCUACUCGUACGCCAUCUUCCCCAGUCUCGAAACCAUCACCAUCUUCCACCACGCCGACACAUUCCUCACUCUCCCCGUCUUUCGCGUCUCGCGCCAGGUGCGCCAAGAAGCGGUUUCCUAUUUGUGCACCGAGCAUACUGUCUAUCUCUCCGGCCUGAACGUCGCAAACGACUUCUUCAGCGCCGUGGGCGAGAAUGGCUUGAGGAGCUUGCGCCACGUCACUGUCCGCUCCGCAGAUACUUGGCAUCAGGACUCAUCGAAGGCGAGUGCGAUUAAGUCUGUGUUUUUGGGUUACAUGAAACUGGCUACGGAUCUCCGACGUUUUGUGUUCGUCGUUGGACAGUUUCCGUUGUCGAGGGAAGACGAGGUACAUUUGACGUCUGCGCAUUCGUCGGGCGCCAAAUUCAUUUGCGCUGUCAAAGAUGUGGUCAAUGGGAUCGAAGGCAUUGGUAGUAAGGCGACGUCAUAUAACAGAGUAGAUUGGACUGGUGAGGGAGUGGACGAAGGACACAGAGUUGAGCGCCUGGGUACGGAGCAUGACAGCGACGGGGUGCAUAGAAAUGUGUUCCGCUUGUACAAGGCAAACGGGAUCGUGGGGGAGGUAGUUGAACUCGAGCUACCCAGUUGCCCAUCUGCAUCUUCACAUCUGGUCGAGGUUGGACAUGUCGAAGCCCAUUGA
Molecule: messenger RNA, 912 nt
Organism: Ascochyta rabiei
Lineage: Eukaryota; Fungi; Ascomycota; Dothideomycetes; Pleosporales; Didymellaceae
Exons: 1
Coding region: 1-912 (303 amino acids)
Source: RefSeq, a predicted model, not a curated record